AUGAAUGUCUCUCAUUGCCUCCAUAAUAUCACCACCGUGGAAGAAGUCAUGCGCCAUAUCGCUAUCGUCACCAAUGUGAUCAUCUUGGUUUUGGGGGUUUCUGGCAACGGGCUGGUCAUAUGGAUCAUAGCUACACGAAAGAAGCACAAAACCUUCACCUCCAUCUGCUACCUCAACCUGGCGGUGGCCGACUUCCUGUUCUCCAUGGGUCGUAUCCCUGCCCUUGUACAAGAGAUCCUGUACCAGCAAUGGCCCUUUGGCCUCAUGCUUUGCAAGGUCCACAGCUUCGUCCGCUACCUGACUACCUUUACGAGCGUCUACAUCCUCACGGUGAUCAGCCUUUAUCGCUGUCUGAUGGUAGUGAGGCCUGUCUGGGCCCGAAACCACCAAAGCCCUCGUUUUCAAACCCUGAUGUGCAUUGGAGCAUGGACCCUGGCUUUGUUCUUCAGCAUCCCUUACCUCGUGGUCCGCACUCUCGAAGUCAGGAACGGUGCCUCCUGUUGCAUCUAUCACAAGGCUCUCAAGAACUCCACCGAACUGCCCCUGAGAAUGAGCCGGUUCUUCGGGGGCUUCCUCCUGCCCUUCAUCGUCAUCUCCACGGCUUACUCCAUUCUGCUUUGCAAGCUUCGCAAACGGCGCUGGAAAGGCUGCCACCGCACCAUCAGCCUGGUGGCCGCCAUCGUCGCCCUUUUCUUCAUCUGCUGGCUGCCCCACCACGUCUUUGUGCUGCUGAACACCGUUUGGAGCAAGAACGCCCUUUGGGGAAUUGCGCUCAAGCUCUCCAAUGCGUUGGCCUACCUGCACGGCUGCAUCAACCCAGUACUCUAUGGGUUUGUGGGCUACAUCCGGAGCAGAGGCCUCCGCCGCCGGGCCUCCUUCUUGGGACUUUUCCGCAGGGCUCUCAUUGAAGAGGACACGUCAUUUGCGACCGAAGCAUCGGAGAAUCUUAAUCAGAAGACUUAA
Messenger RNA from Protobothrops mucrosquamatus (brown spotted pit viper), 963 nucleotides. RefSeq names its product N-formyl peptide receptor 2-like. Gene Ontology annotation, molecular function: N-formyl peptide receptor activity; complement receptor activity. The record is from RefSeq and is a predicted model, not a curated record. Gene Ontology annotation, biological process: inflammatory response; positive regulation of cytosolic calcium ion concentration; phospholipase C-activating G protein-coupled receptor signaling pathway. The coding region runs from base 1 to 963 and encodes 320 amino acids. The transcript has a single exon. Gene Ontology annotation, cellular component: plasma membrane. NCBI's taxonomy places the organism in Eukaryota, Metazoa, Chordata, Lepidosauria, Squamata, Viperidae.